AUGCCUGGUACAUACACAUGAAUUGCAAGAUCAUACAAUUCAUGCAUAUUGUAGCAGUCACGCAUUUUCGGCCUUUGCCAGUUCAGAUCCUUCUGGUUGGUGUGUAGAUUAUAAUUUAUCAGCACUAUGAAACACCUGAUCUAGUGUUGCAAACAUAACACCGAAUUUUGGUUUCAGCAGCAACAGGUUUAUAAAAGAACUGUUUGAUUCUUGUUUUUCUCUGGAUGGAUAUAUGGUUCAGAUAAGAGUUUGGAAUGCUGGAUGGUCAAUGCAUUCAGGAACUGAGCGAUAGAAAGAAAAGGGAAAGCGUGUCCAGGCUCCAAUCAUGAGAUAAUGCCUGUGCCAUCCGGAAAAUGAGCUGCUUUUGCUGAAAAGGUGGCAAUCGCACCAUCCGAGAUGGCCUGCCACUGGAGUUCCAGAAAUCAAGAGAGAUAUAAGGAGGACAACAAGCAAGAAAACAUGACUAGUCGGUUUUGAAGAGUAACUUCUUUUAACUUUUGUAGAAAAGUGGCCCCUGAAUCUCUCUCCCUCAAAGAAUCUGUCAUAUAGAGGAAAAGGAACCCGUUUAACUUUUUUCCUGAAAAUAGAGAUGAGAGCAAAGAUGGAAACAGGGAAGCCGCUCUUGAGAUUGCUACUUCUGUAUACGAUCACUGUCUCCGUUCUGGUAAUAUCUCCAACCUGUGCCGGCGCACCGCUGCAAUAUUCUACCAUGUUCGUGUUUGGAGACUCUCUGGUGGAUGAUGGAAAUAACAAUUACUUGAGCUCUUUAGCUAAAGCCAACUACCUGCCCUAUGGUGUUGAUUUCUUUGGAGGUCCAAGUGGGAGGUUCUGCAAUGGGAAAACCAUUAUCGACUUCCUCGGAGAGCUACUUGGCCUUCCAUAUCUUCCACCCUAUGUGAAUACGAUUGGGAACGACAGAAGCAUAUUAAGAGGAGUGAAUUUUGCAUCAGCUGCUGCCGGCAUCCUUGAUGUAUCAGGAAGCCAGCUAGGCGAUCGGUUUACCCUAAACCAGCAGAUAGCAAACUUUGAGAACACGGUGAACCAGCUGAAGAACCCAAUGGAAGAAAAGGAAUUGAGGGAAUUCCUUGCAAAGUCUUUGGUGGUGAUGAACAUUGGAAGCAAUGACUAUCUAAACAAUUACCUGCUGCCUUCUAUCUACCCGACUAGCUCCAUUUACAACCCAAGGGAGUUUGCCGACCUUCUCAUCAGAAACUACACGGCCCAAAUCCUGAUGUUGCAUGGCUUAGGAGUGAGGAAGUUCUUGAUAGGAGCAGUGGGGCCGCUUGGGUGUAUGCCGAACCAAAUAGCGAGAGUAGAUCCGCCUCCACCUCCUGGGAAGUGCGUGACUGAUGUGAACGAACUGGUCAGCUUAUUCAAUACCAGGCUGGUUUCUCUUGUGGAUCAACUCAAUUCCAGAAUCAGCAUCUUAGGAGCCGUCUUUGUCUACGGCAACACCUUUGAUCUUUUUACCAGUAUACUCAAUAGAGCCGAAUCUUACGGGUUUAAGGUGGUGGACAGAGGAUGCUGUGGGAUAGGGAGGAACCGCGGUCAAAUUACAUGCCUGCCUCUGGCCUUCCCCUGCUUGAACCGGGACGAGUACGUGUUCUGGGAUGCCUUCCACCCGACGCAAGCCUUCAAUAAGAUCAUCGCCCAGAGGGUUUACAGCGGGCCCACAUCCGACUGCUACCCCAUGAACCUCCAUCAGAUGGCACAACUUUGAUCGUGAUCAAUCAUCUUACACUUUGCUGAUUGAUGGUUGAUGAUUGAUGAUACAAUAUCAUCUUAUUAUAUGCUUUCUCUUAAGAAUAGCCCUUUGAGAGAUGUACAAGAACAUCCGAUAUGAGCAAUGUCAAUAGCUUCAUGAUCUGA
Messenger RNA from Punica granatum (pomegranate), 1869 nucleotides. The record is from RefSeq and is a predicted model, not a curated record. Lineage: Eukaryota; Viridiplantae; Streptophyta; Magnoliopsida; Myrtales; Lythraceae.